ACGCUUUCACAGAAAAAUCUGGCAUUCCUCUCUCUCUCUCUCUCUCUCUCUCUCUCUCUCUCUCUCUCUCCUCUCUGAGACUACAACAACAACUACAAUAACCAGAGGCCCCUAUUUCCCACUCACAUAUUCUCAGAAUCUUCUCACCAGAGUCACCCACAAAUCUAUAUUUUUCUUCCCUCUCUGUUUCUUACUACUUUCCGAUUCCCUCAGAAACACAGUAACACCGCCAUUAACAAUUUCAUCAGCACCAUCAUGUGCCUGAUAGACGCAGAACAGCUCGGUCAAGAAAUGGGGAACAUGGAGAAUAAUAACGACAUCGAUUCCAACGACAAUAACAACAAGCAGUGGUCUCUGCAAUUAGACCACCGGACGGAGGAGGAGAAUUUGGACCGGGAAACUCCUACUGUGAUGAGCUCAAGUCCUCAGAAGAACAUGAUAAAUUCGUUUCAACUUGAAAGCAUAGGCGAGGAUACAGUGAUUGCAGACAAAAAGCAGAGCCUGUUGAACUUUGUUCCUGCCCUUCGGUCAGGAGAGUGGUCUGAUAUUGGUGGUCGAACCCAUAUGGAGGAUACUCAUAUAUGCAUUGGUGACUUAGCUAAGCAGUUUGGUUAUAAUCUACUCGGUGGGGAAGCUAUCUCCUUCUAUGGUGUAUUUGAUGGCCAUGGAGGAAAGGAUGCAGCACACUUUGUUCGUGACAAUUUACCAAGAGUCAUUGUUGAGGAUGCUGACUUUCCUUUAGAACUUGAAAAGGUGAUUACAAGGUCAUUUAUGGAGACAGAUGCUGCAUUUGCAAAGACGUGUUCUCUUGAGGCUCUUGUUUCUGGCACAACUGCACUCACUGCAAUGAUAUUUGGGAGAUCUUUGCUUGUGGCAAAUGCCGGAGAUUGCCGGGCUGUAUUAUCGCGAUGUGGAGUGGCUAUAGAAAUGUCAAGGGAUCAUAGGCCAUGUUGUACAAAAGAAAGAACGCGGAUUGAGUCCUUGGGUGGAUAUAUUGAUGAUGGUUUUCUAAAUGGUGAGUUAGGUGUGACCCGUGCAUUAGGUAAUUGGCAUCUUGAAGGAAUGAAGGACGUGGGUGAAAGGGGCGGACCCUUGAGCGCUGAGCCAGAACUUAAACUGAUGACACUGAGCAAAGAUGAUGAGUUUUUGAUCAUUGGCAGUGAUGGGAUAUGGGAUGUGUUCACCAGCCGAAAUGCUGUUGAUUUCGCUCGAAGGAGACUGCAAGAGCACAAUGAUGUGAAGUUGUGCUGCAAGCAAAUAGUAGAGGAGGCAAUAAAGCGGGGAGCAACGGACAAUUUGACGCUUGUCAUGGUAAGUUUCCACUUGGAGCCACCUCCACAUGUGGUGGUAGAGAGACCUCGAGUCAGACGAAGCAUUUCUGCCGAGGGACUUCAGAAUCUCAAAUUCUUCUUGGACAGAUAGAAUCACUCGUUUAUUUGUCGAUAAUUCCUUGAUGGGCAACCGGUCAGCAAUAAUACAGCCAAUGGACCUGAGUUCGCCUUAUGUAUAUACAUUCAUCCAAAAUCCGGUGCUGGAAUCUGUUCCAGAGAACAAGGAUGCAGAAGAUGUUUGUAUUAUCGAGUUUUGGAAUAAAUACUUGUACCCUAUUGGCGAACGAUAGAGUUAGAAAGCUUAUUCGAUGAAAGAACGCAUUGUAUAUCCGAGGUAUUCAGGCUGGUCGGAUUUACGGAGAGAUUGUUCUGUUAUUGUACCUUAGUUUUUCAAGUCGUAUGCAUAAAUUUUAUCUGUUAGAACUCAAAAUUUGUAAUUGUUAAGGUUACUGUUAUUCGAACAAGAGUACAUAAUUGUAUAC
Molecule: messenger RNA, 1813 nt
Organism: Malus domestica (apple)
Lineage: Eukaryota; Viridiplantae; Streptophyta; Magnoliopsida; Rosales; Rosaceae
Product: probable protein phosphatase 2C 27
Biological process (GO): protein dephosphorylation
Molecular function (GO): protein serine/threonine phosphatase activity; cation binding
Source: RefSeq, a predicted model, not a curated record